Messenger RNA from Amphibalanus amphitrite, 1194 nucleotides. RefSeq names its product 2,3-bisphosphoglycerate-dependent phosphoglycerate mutase-like. The coding region runs from base 95 to 865 and encodes 256 amino acids. The record is from RefSeq and is a predicted model, not a curated record. Gene Ontology annotation, biological process: negative regulation of programmed cell death; negative regulation of glycolytic process; fructose 1,6-bisphosphate metabolic process. The transcript is spliced from 3 exons. NCBI's taxonomy places the organism in Eukaryota, Metazoa, Arthropoda, Thecostraca, Balanomorpha, Balanidae. Gene Ontology annotation, cellular component: cytosol. Gene Ontology annotation, molecular function: fructose-2,6-bisphosphate 2-phosphatase activity.
GCCGUCCCCACGUGAACAGCUGAGCGGCACCUCUCGUCACUCCAUCGCCGUCUCUCAACUUCUCCGAAGCUCCGUCAGCCGUCCCACGCCUGUCAUGGCCGUAUCGUUCUACGUGCGUCUGGUGCGGCACGGAGAGACGGACGCCAACGUGCGGCGUGUCGUCGAGUCGCACACGCCCACCCCGCUGAACGAGGUGGGACGGCGGCAGGCAGACGCGCUGGGCGCCGCCUGGCGCGCCGAGGGCGUCUCCUUCCACCGCGUGCUGAGCAGCGACACGACGCGCGCCAUGGAGACGUGUCAGCGCGCACUGGCCGCCGCCGGCCGGCCGGCGCCCCAGCCGCAGCCCGAGCCGAUGCUCCGCGAACGGGACGUCGGUCAGAUGGCCGGCCUGACGUACGACGAGGCGCGCCGCCGCUGGGGCGACUCUCAGGAGGCCGACCACUGCCCGGCCGGCUCGGAGCUGCCGGCCGCCGCGCGCCUCCGCGCCGGACGCUUCUUCGACCGACUGGUGGACGAGCUGGCCGCAGAGGGCUGCGACGGCGCCGAGGUGGCCGUCUUCAGCCACGCGGGCCUGCUGCACUUCCUGCUGCAGCAGCUGCAGCAGCAGCACCGGCUGCAGCUGUCGGCGGCGCUGCUACCCGCCGGCGAGCUGCACUUCUGCCACAACACGGGCCAGACGCGGCUGCACGUGCGGCGCGGCUCGGACGGCGAGCUGGCCAUCAGCUGCGAGUUCCUGCACCGGGACGACCACCUGACCGGCGACCUGGCGCCCACCGUCUACCUGAUGCCGUCGCUCGGCAAAAUACCACGUGACAGUGUCGGCGUCGACAAACCCUUCGAGGAGUGCAUGGCGGGCGACGCGUGAUGGCGUCAGUCCUACUGACGGCAGCUGGGGCGCCGGCGCACGCGCUGCCGGGGAGCAGCCUUCCAAGUUCCAAGUAAUCUCAGACAGUAGACACGUGCGGGCUGCCCCGGGCUCUGCAGUAAUUACACGAUAGGCUACAAUAGGUCAUCGAGAGGCGACCUGUCACGGUGUAUCUCAGCUUAUGAUAUUGUGAGCUGCACAGCUUUGAACCCAAAUAGUCACUCAGGUGGGGGUAGUUAUUAUUUUUGGAAUGUACGCGUCUUGUCAUGUUUAUUUUGUGUGCUGUUACAUAUCUAGACGGGUAUGAAUAAAUCGAUAAUUUAACCUUG